UACGAUACAUGCUCGCGCGCGCCAUUCUGACCCCCAAUCGCCAGCUCCACCACCUCUCCGAGGUGACGCAGCAUUGCCGUUAUCGUCGAGCGCUAUCAUUGCCGUUAUCCUUCCUCACUUCGAACCCUAUCUUUCCACACUAGCCCCCAAUGCCGCCGCCAGCCGUCCAUCUCCCUCCAGGCGCCCGUCGCACACCGUCGCGCAACAGUCGCACGGCCAGGCGACGCCGCGCACCCGUAAGCGAUGGCGCGUCGCCAAUGGCCGGAGUCCCGCCUGGGGACGGGGGAGCCGGUAGGCUCGAUGUGGUCGGGGGAGAGGCGGAACGGGCGCACGACGGCUCAAGGAGUGCGCGGGGGAGGGAAGCGGCGGAAGCGGAGGGCGGAAGCGGCAGGAAGAGAGGACGGGGGGCAGGGCACGCGGCGGGGGAAGGACGGUCGGGGAAUGAAGGGGACGCGGAAGCGAGGGGGGAGGGGCAGUCGGAUGUGUCUCGGUUCCUGCGAUCAUGGGUGUGGAAGCGCGAGGGCAAGCCCGACGUGGACCGCUUUGACCGCCCGUACAUGCACGUCAUCGCACGGCCCUUCUGCACGCUCCACCCUGAUCACUGCCACCCACCGCCACCCCACCCCUCCCACCCCCCUGCCGCACCACACCAAGUUUUCGCCGCAUCCCCCGCGUCCGCCCCCGAGUGCGCGUGCGAGCAGCAGCGCGUGGUGACCAUCGCACAGCAGCGGUUCGGGCCCCUGGGGUUCGCCUCCACAGUGUGGGACAGCUCCAUAGUAGCGGGCAAGUAUUUCGAGCGGCACGCACACCUGGUGCGCAGCAAGACGUGCAUUGAACUCGGGGCUGGCUGCGGCCUGCUUGGCAUCUCGCUGGCAGUGCUGGGGGCGCGGGCAGUGGUGCUGACGGACAUGCCCGGCAACCUGCCGUUGCUGCACCGCAACGUGCACGCCAACGACCUGCACCACACCGUGCACGUCAAGGCCCUCACCUGGGGCAGUGCUCAGGAUGCCUGUGCCCUACCAACCCCUGCUGCCGCUGCUGCUGCUGAACCUCCCACGCUCGCUCAGGCCCCCCCAACCACACCGAGCACCGAACCACCCAGAGGCAACCCCUCCACCAAGCAACCCCACAGCAGGGCAGCAGCUGUCCCCUGCGCAUCCGGCGGUCCCCCAACGUUUGACCUGGUGGUGGCGACAGACGUGGUGUACGACCACGGCGCCAUCGCGCCCCUCGUUGACACACUGGCCAUGCUGUGCGGGCCGCGCACGUCAGUGUUCAUUGCGCACGGCAGGAACCGGCAGGCCCUGGCGGAGUUUCUGAGGCGUGUGGGGGAGAGGUUCAGGGUGAGGGAGGUGGCGUGGGAAGAGAUGCACGAGACGUACCGCUGUGAGGACGUGCAGAUGAUGGAGCUCACGCUGCACCAGUAGGGCAGAGGGGCACAUGCAGAUGUGCAUGUGCAUGGUAUAGAGUUGGCGGGCGUGACAUCGGGUCAGUCCAGGACCCCCCUAAUGGUGUAAGACGUUCUUGACUGAUUCCAAUCCAACGCAUCCUGCUUUUGAUUCU
Molecule: messenger RNA, 1563 nt
Organism: Closterium sp. NIES-67
Lineage: Eukaryota; Viridiplantae; Streptophyta; Zygnematophyceae; Desmidiales; Closteriaceae
Source: the annotation of a GenBank genome assembly